Molecule: messenger RNA, 2789 nt
Organism: Myotis myotis
Lineage: Eukaryota; Metazoa; Chordata; Mammalia; Chiroptera; Vespertilionidae
Product: zinc finger protein 154-like
Exons: 3
Coding region: 254-1882 (542 amino acids)
Biological process (GO): regulation of transcription by RNA polymerase II; positive regulation of reciprocal meiotic recombination
Cellular component (GO): nucleus
Molecular function (GO): histone H3K4 methyltransferase activity; recombination hotspot binding; DNA-binding transcription activator activity, RNA polymerase II-specific
Source: RefSeq, a predicted model, not a curated record
CGAUACCCAAGUCAGGGGUCCAGGUAGAACACAAAUCACACCCGGGAGCCAGGCAGCAGGCAGACAUCUUUACUUCCACGAAGAAGGGUGGGGACACGUGGUCUGGAUGCAGGUGUACACCCAGCAGGUGGUCGCUCAGAUUUAUAACCUCUGACACCCGUGACCUGUCCCUUACUCUUGAUUGAAGCUCAGGCGCACAGUCUUUCACGAUUGGCUAAUACAAAGGGAGGGUUUUGGGCUCUGCUGUUUCGAGAUGGGGGCCCCCAGGGAAGCUGUAAGUCAUGCAGCCAACAUGGCAGCUGCCAAGCCACACAGUCCAACAUGGCAGCCUUCUCAACUGUUCUUUGACAGAAAAGAUGAUUUGUUUCUUCUCAUACAGGGCUGGGUGACCUUUGAAGACGUGGCCGUGUACUUCUCCUCGGAGGAGUGGGAGCUCCUUGAUGAGGCUCAGAGACGCCUGUACCACAGUGUGAUGCUGGAGAACAUGGCACUGAUGGCCUCCCUGGGUUGUUGGCAUGGAGCCCAGAAUGAGGAGGCCCCGUCUGAGCUCAGCAGUUCUUUACAAGGAGGGUCCCAGGUCAGGACUCCCAAGGCAGGUGUGUCUCCCCCGGAGGCCCAUCCUUGUGAGCUGUGUGGUGUGGACAUGAGAGACAUUGUGCACUUCACUGGGCACCAUGGGCAGACACUGUACAAGACGGGGGCCUGUGAGAAACAGUUGGAUGUUAGCGCGGAACUUGAGCAUCAGAAGCAGCACACGGGAGAGAUGUGCUUCGGAGGCCGCGUGGAUAGAGCCUCUUUUGGAAAGGACUGCAGAUUCUGUGUGUCAGGGCAACCCGAUUCUUGUGAGGCGGUUGUGAGGGACUUCCUGGCCAGCUCAAGAUUCCUCCAGCAUCAGGCCGCACACACCAAGGAGAAGUCAAACCGGGGAACUGAGUGCGGAACAGCCUCUCAUAAGGGAAGGACUCUGUCUGACCCAGAAUACACUAAAGAUUUUAAUUGCAAGCGCAAGCUUGAUCAGCACCAGAGGGUCCUCUCUAACGAAAGAGGCUACAAGUGCAGUGAAUGUGGAAAAUCUUACAGCAAAAGCUAUAGUCUGAAUGACCAUUGGAGAGUUCACACUGGGGAAAAGCCUUAUGAGUGUGGGGAAUGUGGGAAGUCCUUUAGGCAAAGCUCUAGCCUCAUUCAACACCGGAGAGUUCACACUGGAGCUCGGCCUCACAAGUGUGAGUUAUGUGGAAAAUUAUUUAGCAACAAGUCCAACCUCAUUAAACAUCGAAGAAUCCACACUGGAGAAAGGCCUUAUGAGUGUAGUGAAUGUGGGAAGUCCUUUAGUGAAAGCUCUGCACUCCUUCAACACCGGAGUGUUCACACAGGGGAGAGGCCUUAUGAGUGCAGUGAAUGUGGAAAGUUCUUUACCUACCACUCCAGUCUCAUAAAACACCAGAGAGUUCACUCUGGGUCCCGGCCCUAUGCCUGCAGUGAAUGUGGAAAAUCCUUUACUCAAAAGUCCAGCCUCAUUGAACACCGCAGAGUCCAUAGUGGGGAAAGGCCAUAUAAGUGCAGCGAAUGCGAGAAAUCUUUCAGCCAAAGCUCUGCGCUUCUUCAGCAUCGGAGAGUUCACACUGGAGAAAGGCCUUAUGAGUGCAGUGAAUGUGGGAAAUUCUUUACUUACAGCUCCAGUCUCUUAAAACACCAGAGAGUUCACUCUGGUUCAAGGCCUUAUGAGUGUAGUGAAUGUGGAAAGUCCUUUACUCAAAAUUCUAGUCUCAUCAAACACAGGAGAAUUCACACAGGAGAAAGGCCUUAUGAGUGUAGCCAAUGUGGGAAGUCUUUUAGCCAUAGCUCAAGCCUCAUUAAACACCGAAGAGUUCACACUGGAUAACGGACUUCUAUGAAAAAGAUGCAGGAGGUGGGUUUUGGACAUGGUGAUUCCGAGAUGUCCCAAAGGUGGAGGCGGCACAUGGACAACUAACUGGAAUCACAGGCUGGAAUUCCGGGGAGAGGCCCUGAAGGCUGAACUGAGCUUCGUGCUCAGAUUGGGAGAGCAGGGAAUCAGAUAGGCUUUACUCUCAGAUGGAUCCUGAAAUGAGGGAGAGUGAUGGGCCUGAGGGCAGAGCCUGAGUGAGAAUUCCUCAGCAGGGAAGGGUCUACAGGGGGGUCUGCCAGAAGGGAAAGCAGGUGGAGGUAAGGAGCCACGCCCGAAGAUAAUGGUGGGAAUUUAAAUCUGCACGGACUAAAGUUAAAGGUGUACGGCACUUUCACGAUUGAAAUUAUACAUUUGUGUAUUUUGUUACCUAUGUUUUCUUUAAAAGGCAGAUAAGAAACAUCACAUUUUUAACCACUAGGGCGGUUGAAGAUUUCCCAGCCAUCUCGGAGCUUCUCCAGCACCAGGCCCCUCUUAAGACCGAGGGGCCACACAGGGGCAGUGAGAUUUCACAGGAAGUUCUCAGUGGAAAAAGCCAUCACCAUUGGGGAGAAGGUGAAAAAGCUGCCAGCCACAGCCAGGAAGUUGUUCAUCAUCAGGGUGUCUGCUCUGGAGAAGUGAAUCAUAAGGGUAACAAAUGUGGGAAAGUUUUUAGACAAAUAGUUCACCUCAUUCGACAUAGGACAGCUUACACUGGGGAAAUGCUUUCAUGAGUGUAGUGCAGUGAUGGCGAACUGAGGAUGGACACCUGAGGCACAGUCAACUCCUUAUCGGGAUAGAGAUGUGCCUGCAACCAAGGUACAUGCCCUUGACAUGCGAACUCAUUUUUUUGGUUGAUUUUUCUUUGUUAAAUGGCAUUUAAAUA